This is a messenger RNA of Ylistrum balloti, 1937 nucleotides long. RefSeq names its product 3-hydroxy-3-methylglutaryl-coenzyme A reductase-like. The transcript is spliced from 14 exons. Lineage: Eukaryota; Metazoa; Mollusca; Bivalvia; Pectinida; Pectinidae. The coding region runs from base 93 to 1937 and encodes 614 amino acids. Gene Ontology annotation, cellular component: endoplasmic reticulum membrane; peroxisomal membrane. Gene Ontology annotation, molecular function: hydroxymethylglutaryl-CoA reductase (NADPH) activity. Gene Ontology annotation, biological process: coenzyme A metabolic process; sterol biosynthetic process; isoprenoid biosynthetic process. The record is from RefSeq and is a predicted model, not a curated record.
UGUUAUAUAUAGAAAUUUGACAUUUUUUACAGCAUUUUCACAGAGAUACUCAACAAGGAUGAUAACGAAUAGAUCAUAUUGCUGAGGAGGAUAUGGAAGACAUGUUUGGACAAUAUUUCCGUGGGUAUGGGUACUUGUGUGCCAGCCACCCGCUGGAGGUGAUCAUUGGCACAUUGACCGUCACUGUGUGUGUCGUGUCCAUGAGCAUGUUGGCAAUUGGAGACCUUCUCCAUAUGUCACCUCAGAACCAGGAGACAGAGAGCUUGGAUAUCAUCAUAGUAUCAAUAGCUAGAUGUUUAGCAGUUGUCUAUGUUUACCUACAGUUCCGUAGCCUCAGAAGACUGGGCUCUCAUUAUUUAUUAGGUGUGUCUGGAGUUUUCACACUAUUCUCCAGUUUUAUAUUUAGUGUAGCUGUCAUCAAGAUAUUUAAAAAGGAUCUCACUGGCUUAAGUGAGGCACUGCCGUUAUUCCUCCUCUUGGUUGACCUUUCUAAGGCAUGUGCUUUGGCACGGUUUGCUGUUGGUUCCACUAGCCAGGAGGAGGUACAAAAGAACAUUGCUACAGGCAUGGCUGAACUUGGCCCAUCAAUAACUCUGGAUGCCAUUGUGGAGAUGUUGGUCAUAGGUGUCGGCACCUUGUCAGGCGUAAAACAACUUGAAAUGAUGGCAUACUUUGGGUGUCUGUCUGUGCUUGCUAACCUGUUGGUGUUCAUGACAUUCUACCCCGCUUGUCUGGCCCUUGUCCUAGAUGUCACUCGUGAGAGGAACCAUGGCAAGCCACUCCGACACCUACAACAACUGGCUAAGAUGUUAGAGGCUGAGGAGAAGGAGAAAACCCCAAAUCCAGUCACUCAGCGAGUCAAACUCAUCAUGUCUGCUGGCCUUGUGAUGGUUCACAUACAUAGUCGUUUAGGCAAAGAGGCAAGCAAAGCAGAAAGUUUGGGAGACAUGAUCACAACCAGUACCAUGUCUGAUAACAAGGAACUGACUCCUGAACUCGACUUUUGGCAAUAUCACAUACAAAGACAAUUAACAGUGAAUGCAGACCUAAUGGUAAUGCUGGUGCUGGCUAUCUUCCUCACUGUAAAAUAUAUGUUCUUUGAUGAUGAUGUGGAUGUGCCAAGCAGACUAUGUCCAUCUUGUAAACGUUCAGGGGCAAGACUCCGUCAGAUUUCCAGUUCCAUUGACUUACCAGCUCCAGAAGUGUCUUCAGAACCUGUUGUGGAAACUACAAAUAUUUCUCAGAAAAAGACAACAUUUACUAUUGGUGAAGAUGAGAGUUCAGACGAGGAAACUGAGACGAUGGACAGUAAAGAGACUCAGACGGACCUAUUGGAAUUUGGUUACCGUCCCUUGGAAAGGCUACCCUCUAUACAGCCGCCACGUCCAGUUGCUGAAUGUUUGGACAUUCUCAAGUCUGAUGAUGGUUCAAGUGCACUUACAGAUGAAGAAAUUUGUCUCCUUGUUGAGGAAAAACACAUACCCAGUUACAGGCUAGAGACUGUUCUUGGAGACUACGAGAGGGGAGUUAGUAUAAGGAGAGGAAUGGUAUCAACACAUAUACAAAGCAAUGAAGCAAUGAAAAACUUACCAUAUAGAAAUUAUCAUUAUGAUUUGGUGAAUGGAGCAUGUUGUGAAAAUGUUAUUGGGUACAUGCCAAUCCCAGUAGGCGUGGCAGGCCCUCUCCUCCUGGAUGACAAAUAUUAUCAUGUCCCCAUGGCAACAACAGAGGGCUGUCUAGUGGCCAGUACUAACAGAGGCUGUAGAGCAUUAGCACAAAGUGGUGGUGUCAAGUGCUGUUUGGUGGGAGAUGGAAUGUCACGGGCUCCUGUUGUUAGGUUCCCAUCCAUUAGGAAGGCCAGUGAGCUGAAGCUUUGGCUUGAAAAUGUUGACAACUUUGAGAAAGUGAAGGAGACUUUUGAUGAUACAAGCAGGUAA